Molecule: messenger RNA, 675 nt
Organism: Lactuca saligna
Lineage: Eukaryota; Viridiplantae; Streptophyta; Magnoliopsida; Asterales; Asteraceae
Source: the annotation of a GenBank genome assembly
AUGUUCCAUCUACCCUCACCUGAAAACCUAAACUCCAAUCAACCCUCACACUCCAAGCUUAGUCUUCCGACCAUCGAUCUGGAAGGAAUCAACGAAGAUCCUAUCCGGAGAAAAGAGGAUAGUGAGGUGAAGAAACAGUGGUACGCUAGGGAUCGCAACGGGAAACAUAAGUUUGUGCACCACAGCAACUUUGACUUGUACACUGCAGUGGUGACUAACUGGCGAGACUCUUUCUUUUGCACCAUAACUCCUGAUAUUCCUCAACCCACGAGUUGCCAUCGCCUUGCAGAUCAUGUUGGUGGCUUUAAGAUCUUAUAUCAAAACCAAUGGACUGAUGUUCAUCCUACACAAGGAGCUCUUGUAGUGAAUGUUGGAGAUCUUUUACAGGCAUGCAUUUCUCUCUAUCUCAAGCUUAAUAUCGUCGCAAUAUUGCUAGUUACAAAUGACAAGUUUGUGAGUUCACGACACAAGGUGGUGGCAAACAAGGUUGGUCCAAGAGUAUCAGUGGCAUCAUUCUUUAUGAGUGAGACCUUGCAAGUUAUUGAACCAAUCAAGGAGUUGCUUUCGAAAGAUAAUCCGGCCAAGUAUAGAGGCACAACAGCGAAAGAAUACGUGGAUUACUAUAGAGCAAAAGGAAUUGAUGGUACUUCUGCUCUUUUGCAUUUCAAGAUCUAG